CUCGUGUCCCAACCACCAAAAAAAAAAAAAUCCUAAAACAAGGAACUUCAUCCCCAAUCUCAAAAACCCAGUUUCCAGAUCUAGGAUUUCUCAAAUCCUUAACAAAUGUACAAUGGAUGAAUUGGAUUUGUCAACCUCACCAAGAAACCUAACAAGGACAUCCUCGAGCAUGAUCGUAAGUGUCAAAUCGAGCUCAAGUUUGUCGUCAUGGAGGGCAAACUCACGGUGCAGGGCUACACCAUGCUGAGAUUGCUGAGAAGCUUCUUGAGGCUAGGAAAAUGUUGGAAGCUACUGCUGCUUCCGAUGAGACCACUUUACUAUGAAAGAUGGAGAUGGAGCCAUUGGCAGAGGUGGAUAAGAGGUUUCAAGGAAAGGAGCCAUUGCGAUCGUGUCAGAGGCAAGCUUGAGGAGAAACGAACCCAGAUCUGGGUUACAAUGAGGAUUCAUUGCCUUGAAACUUGUCUGGGGUCUUCUUUGAUUGUGAAAUGGAUGGUGAAGGGAUUGUGAAACUUGUCAGCUCAUUCUCUUGCUCAUAACUGAUCUCAUCUUCUUCCUCUGCCACCAUCUUUUUCAUGCCAUGAAUACCGUUGCUUCUCCUUAGCAAAUUGGCCAAACGCUUACCCUUCUAGUUCUUGAUCCUCCGUAGCACUGCCUUACUCCAUGCUCUUCUCGAUCUGCUACAAUCCUAAUUCUCC
Messenger RNA from Rubroshorea leprosula, 695 nucleotides. The record is from the annotation of a GenBank genome assembly. NCBI's taxonomy places the organism in Eukaryota, Viridiplantae, Streptophyta, Magnoliopsida, Malvales, Dipterocarpaceae.